GGACAUCCCUAUAAUCACGGGUGUUUCGACGCGACAUUGAACAUAUUCAUGCUGUAUGAUCAGAUCGAAUUAACCUUACAUAUGAAGAUUCAGAUUUGGACAGUGUUAAAGUUGACAUUUACGUCCGUCACCUGCAUCUGACAUUCUCACAUGUACCUACUACCCGUUACCUGAUACCCUGAACUUACCCAUUGUUCGUUGUUCCUUCAGCAUACGCAUACAACGCCUUGGCCAAUGAUAGUUCCUCACUUCCCUAAUUCCCCCGCCAUUUUACUGCCUCUUAGUGCCAACGAAUGCACCUAAACGUUUAUGCGGGUUGAGCGUGUAUACUAACUUCCGCCGUUAAAAGUGCUGUCGUUUAUGUCCCAAUUCUCUGGAUCUCACCACACUUCUUUCAACGGUGAUCCGAAAAUUUUAAGCGACUUAUCCACGCCCUCGCCGUCGCCGCCGGACGGUCAAAUUCCAUUCGUUACUACUAAGUCCGAUUUAAAUAAUUCGAGCAGAGGCCACCACAUCAUUAACGUCGGUGGGUUCCGCAAUCGAACGCGAUCUCGCGCAUUCUCAACCCCGAUACUACCAACAUCGCCGCCAGUCCGGUUCGAUCAUGACAGUUCGCCUCCACUAGCAGUUGCACCGAUAUCUCUCGAGACGCAUCGUAGAACAACUAGUCGUAGCACAUCUAGGCCGCUGUCUAUGGUGCAGGCCUACCAACCGCCCCUCAUGGACGUAAACGAAGAGACCAUUCCCGAACUUCAACCCAUAUUCACUUUUCUCAACAGCCAUGUCAACAAAUUGUACCAGGAAGGUUAUUUUUUGAAAUUAGAUGACCAGAACACACAGGGAAAACCUAACGCGGACCGGACAUGGACGGAAUGUUUCGCGCAACUAGUAGGGACCGUUUUGUCCCUAUGGGACGCGGCGGAAUUAGACGCUGCUGGUGAGGAUGGUGAAGUCUUGCCAAAAUUCGUCAAUCUGACAGAUGCUUCUAUAAAGAUGAUCGAGUCUCUACCUACUAGGUCGAGUGAAGAGACGCCUUUACAGAACAUUCUCAGCAUAUCGACGGCAGGACGUAAUCGAUAUUUAUUGCAUUUCAAUUCCAGGCAAUCACUUAUUCAAUGGACGUCCGGUAUCCGACUUGCCAUGUUCGAGCAUUCGACCCUCCAAGAAGCAUACACCGGAGCAUUGAUUGCUGGAAAGGGGAAGACAUUGAAUAAUAUCGGGGUCAUAAUGGAAAGAGCACGUACGCCGAUGGACCAAUGGGUGAGAGUCCGAUUUGGAGCCGGUGUACCAUGGAGACGAUGUUGGUGUGUCAUUACACCACCUGACGAGAAGGAGUACCAGAAGAUGUUAAAGGAGCACAAGAAAAAGUCGCCCUAUGAUCGCUCGCACGCUCCAUUGCUGAAGGGGGAUAUCAAAUUCUACGAUACCAGAAAAGAAGGGAAGAAGGCGAAGAAGAUGCUGCCGAUAGCAACGAUUAGCGAUGCUUAUUCCGCAUACGCCCUGUAUCCCCAAGCUAAAUCGUUGAUUGACGCGUCGACAUUGAUCAAGAUUGAAGGCAAUAUCACGAUCCACUCGGAUCCGCCGUCUGAAAGCGAAGGCUUCGUGUUUAUCAUGCCCGAGGUACACCCAGCUGUCAGCGGAUUCGAGAUGAUGUUGAGAUUCUUGUUCCCCACCUGGGACACUUUUGGUCUCUACGGCCGACCGGGAAGACUCGUUGCGAGCGUCCUGGAUUCGAGAUCUCUCAUGUUUGCCAUGCCCAAACAUAAACGCUACGGCUAUUUGGAGCUUUCCGACGUAGCUGGACUAAUCGCGACUGAAGGUAGCCAGAGCUGGAACGAGAGAGAGUGGAGGAAGAAGCUGAAGGAACUGACCGGUACCCGUAUGAAUGGUACAGACGAUGCGGAGAGUGCCAGUUCGGGUAGUAAAACCAAUGGUCAUGGAAAACGCCUUAGUUUUGGCCCAGCCGCCGGCUCGAAGCCUCGUGUAGGCUUUGCAGAUGAUGCGCCUCCCUCCGUGCGUACUUCGCGAUCUAUGUCGCUCAACAGUCGACCGAAUAUAAGAAUGGACUCAGCUCCUCCUGUAGAUCGAGAAAGAGAUGGCUCUGCGAUGGCCAUGAAGUCGGGCCAUGCUCGUAACGCGUCAGAUUCCAGUAUACCUGGGCCUCCACAACCGCCGCCUCACCAGAAUAGUCCUUACGCGUCCAGCCCAGCCUCGUCCAUUCGAGGACCCAAUCCGGCACGUGGGUUCAUGAACGAUUUGGCAUCGACUCCAGAACGUAUGAGUUCGGAUGAAGAACGAGGAGAUGGGCCGAUCCGUGAUUUCGAAGGAAUGCGAAGGAUGCAAACUCCAGAGCCGGUUGUUCAGCCUCCUAGUUUCUCUCACGCGCCAGGUCACAUUCCCGCGACUCGACCUUACCACUCUCCGGAGAUGCGCCGAGCUAACAGCCGCUUGUCCCUGACCACCCUUAAUCAAAUUGCAAAAGCUGGCGGCGUCCCUCCAAGCGGGCCCGCAUUCGACGGUGGAAGAAGUAACGAGGAGCGACGUGGGCCUCCACCGCAGCAAUUUGACCAACGUGGUCCACCGCCACCUGCUCAUGCCAUGAAUGCCGGACCUGGCGAAGGAUUAAGGGAUAAUUCGCCGCUCUCUCCACUCUCCCCUCCCGGCCUGAAUUCGCCCCAAGCGGGCCCCGGAGGUAUGCGAUCAAGGUCACCGUUGAUGAGUCCCCCGCCUAUGGGUCAACGAGGCCCAAGCCCUGGUCCACCUGGUCCAGGUCAACGACCAAAAACGCCAAAUUCUCGACCUGGAACCGCUAAUGGUAACCGACCUCCGCCACCGCCUGGUUAUGGUCCACCUCCAGGCAACCUGCCUCCCGGGCCUCCGGGCCAGAGAGGACCUCCUUACGGCAUGCCGCCUCCCGGCAGAGGCCGUGGACGGCCCCCGCCAAAUAUGCCACCUGGAAUGCCUCCCCCAGGACGAGGCCGAGGCUACCCUCCUAACGAGAACAUGUAUCGAGGCUACCCGCCUCAAGGACCACCAGGACCUGGUGGACCCGGCGGACCUGGUCAAGAUGGACCAAUGUCUCCAACUAAUCGUAAACCUUUACCUCCUAUCAACACAUCACCAUCUCUUAGUAGAAAACCGCUCCCAGCCCGGACUGACAGCUUACAACACCGACAGCGUGACGAUAUGUCGCCGCAGACCCCUUCUACGAGCAGUGGAAGUCUGACAGGCAAUAGACUCGACGCCGCCGGAUUGGGUCAGAUCCGCCCCCUCCAACCAGGAUCCCGAAUGCCUCCUCCAGACUCAUCCGUGCACCGUCAGCCUACGGGCAAGAGUCAAGCUAGCAGUCGCUAUGAUGAGGCCAGCCGCUACGAUGACUCCGCAUCAACCGAUAGUCCCGAUUAUGCCAGUUCGCGCCCGUCGACAGAAACUGCGUCUUCGAGUGAACGCGAGCGACCGAGAGCUGGCGUUCUUCGAACGAUUGGAGCCGACGACGACUCCCCCAUGCAAGGACCCAGUUUUGACAUUCCGGAUAUUAACUUCGGCCCAACUAUGAAUUAUGCUGCGGCGCCGCCACGAACGAAGACUCCUACACCCAACAACCCUCAACAAGGACCAUCAUUCUCGCCAGCGCCCCGAGCUUAUUCACCGGCAUCUCAGCCUCCGCGUAGGUCGCCUGGAGCUGAGGCUGGACACAACCGUCAGGAAUCAGAAGACACGGUACGACGAAGUGUCGUCUGGCAACCGGCCAUUAUGAAUGCUGGGCCCAGCAACCCCGCAACUCAGGGUCUCUCGGCCGAAGAGUUCGUGCAACAACGGGCCGCGACCGCUCAAGCAACACCGCUUUACGCACACCAGAGACAGUCUUCCGGGAAUACCCUUGGAGGAUUCAGAGCGGGCACGCCAACCCCUCCACUUGGCCGAGGCCAAGGCCAAGAUUACAUGGGAACUGCACACUCCCGCAACAGUUCUCAAGAUCUUCUACAGAAUCGACCGAGCUCCCGAGGAGCCGGUGAAUUACUACAGCGCCCCAACUCACGAGGUGCUGGCGAGUUACUACAGCGCCCUGGGUCUCGGGGUGCUGGUGCGGUCCUCGGUGGCCAAGGAGGCGGUGACUCGCACCUCUCAGCCCGCGAACAAGAGCAUGUAGCACGAGUUACAGGAACUCCCCUAAUUAACAUGGCAGGCAAUAAGAAUGCCCCUACACAAACGGGUGCCGGACUAGUCGGUGCGAUUGAAGCUAGGGAACGCGAGAAACAGCAGAUGAAAGCAGGCUGGAGUAGCCAGGCUGCCCAGCACGCUAUUAACCAGCGACAGCAGCAGCAUGCUUUCCAGCAGUAUUCGCCCCCAGUCCAAUCACCUGGUAUGCCACCGCCUGCUGGCAUGUACUCAAACAUGGGACGUAGUGCUACGCCUCACGGAUCUAACUACGGCGGCUUCGGGACCCCUGGCCCGAUGACUUAUGAGCAAGAAGGUACUUGGUCGUCCCCCGGACCAGGAUUCGGAUCUCCGCCCCCUAACAACUACGAUCCUCGAUACAACCCGCAACGCAUGCAAUCUCCUCACGGCCAGUUCUCAUCCCCGCCUCCUUUCUCCGCGCAAAGUCCACCACCCGGAGGACGAGGACAAAACCAGUAUCCCUAUCACGGGCAGGCAUUUUAAUUAUUGGACAGUGCAUAUUCCAAAAUUGAGAAGCACAGGAUAGGAUAAGAUAGGACGGGGAUA
Messenger RNA from Annulohypoxylon truncatum, 4725 nucleotides. RefSeq lists its product as uncharacterized. The transcript has 3 exons. The record is from RefSeq and is a predicted model, not a curated record. Lineage: Eukaryota; Fungi; Ascomycota; Sordariomycetes; Xylariales; Hypoxylaceae. The coding region runs from base 361 to 4662 and encodes 1433 amino acids.